AAUCAGUUUGAAUUCUGCCUUCAAGCGCUCUAGAACAAAUCAGCUGGCCCAUUCGAGUCGCCGUACUUUUGUUUACUUGUGCACCUUGUUAUCAUAUCAGCGAACGCGUCUGCUUCACUUUUCAUUUUCACGCCCGAUAGGUCUGCGGGUACUCUCCUCAGCACCCUUUACUCAGAACGCCAGAGCUGCGAGUUCCCAACCCUUUUCAGACCUCCGCCCGACAUGUCCUCCGGCAAGAUCCUCCCCCGUCGCCAGGCGGUGCCAGUCCUCUACACCCGGGGCACCCACUACGAGGUGGGCUUCGACAUGGGCCGCACUUUCGGCUCGAUGAUCAAGAACUUCCUGAUCUUGUCGAAGCCCCUCAACGAGACCUACUUGCCGCUCUACCAGUCCCCCAAAGGCAGGCAGAUCUACAACGAGACCCUGGGCUCGGUCAAGGACAGCUUCCCGCAGUACAUCCGCGAGCUGGAGGGCGUGGCCGACGGCGCGGAGGUGGAGUUCCAUAAGCUGUUUCUACUGCACCUGGAUGAGAUUCUGCCCCAGGCACUGAAGCACCAGCCGCGCAGCAAGAACCAGCCCACCGGCUGCUCCACGAUCAUUGUGAACCAGAAGAACUGCCGCCUGCUGGGCCACACCGAGGACGCCCUGACGGAGACCCUGAACCACUACUACUUCGUGGUGGCCCACAUCCUCAGCGACAAGCCGCAGGGCAAGUACAACGUGAAGGAGGAGCACUUCAUGUCCCUCUGCUACGCCGGCCACCUGCCCGGCUACACGAUGAGCCAGAACCACCACGGCCUGGUCUUCAGCAUCAACACCAUCAGCGCGGAGCUCCUGCGCAGCGGCAAGACCCCUCGCCACUUCAUCACCAGAGCCCUUUUGGCCACCAGCAACGUGGACGACGCCUUUCGGGUGCUCAAGGAUGCGGGAGUGGGAGCGGCGGACGCCUGCUCGGUCAACUUCACCUUCCUGGCAGAUCCCCGCCAGAUGUGCUACAACGUGGAGAUGGCUCCCUCGCCGGAGCGCAAGAACGAGUCCCAUUUGAACGUGAAGGAGGUGCCGCUGGGCGAGCACAACUACCAUGUGAACCAGUUCGACCGCAUCCGGCAGGACCAGGCCAACGACCUGAUGAUCGACUCGAGCAUCUCGCGGAUGCAGACCUUCGGCAGCUACAAGCCGCCGAUGAGCGAGCAGGACGUGCGCCACAUGCUGGGCGACGUCUCCGGCGGCGAGUUCUGCGUCUGGCGGGAGAACAAGAGGUGCGACGAGGUGGUGAAGACCAUAGCCGUGGGCAUCUUCGACCUGACUGCCCGCACCGUCUCCCUCUACUCGGACAACCCCAGCGAGACGGAGCCCCAUUGCCGGCUGCCGCUGCUCUUCAAGUAGAUCUCGGCGCCCUGGACCCACCGCGCUUCUGCUUAACCCUUCUCAAAUGAUCCAUAAGCAUUACGAUCUACAACCCAUCGAACGAUGGUGCUUAACCAUUCUCAAGUGACGAUAUAAUACAAAAGUAUGAUCUAUAAUCCAUCACGUACAGGUAUUGGCAGCUGGAGCUCCUUCGAAACCAUUUUGGUAUUUCUCUUUUAGGGUUUUAUAAAUAUUUUCUAUACGCAAACGAUUUUAGACGAAAUGAAACAUUCUCAGCUACAUUUUUUUAAUGAUUAAAAUUGUUUACUUUUUUAAAGCUAUAAAAUGGAUGUCUAAAUUAAUAUUUUUUGUUAUUUCAACCAUCUUAAUAUUUAUGAAAUGCCCAAUGACUACUGCUUCUAAUUUUUUAUUAUGCAGUGAUGCGUGUGAUCUAUUGUAUCAUACGUCUGCUUUAUUGGCUUUUUCAUAUUUUUCUAUCUUCAACUGCAAAAUAAUCAUGUAAUAUAAAAAAGAGUUUAUUAAAACAUACUCAGUGAAUUUACCACAAAGAUACAUCACGUUUUUUGUAUAUGAGUAUGUAUGAACUUUUUAAAUAUUUUUCGUUGCACCAAAAAUAGUUAAAUUUGUUUUUUUUCUGCUCUAAAAGUAUUAAUCUAAACUAUUAAAAUUCCAAAAGAGGAGUACAUUCGAUUUGUUCGUUUCAGUACUUUGUUAUAUCGAAUGGCUGCCUUUUUAUUUAUGAAAAUUGAAAUUUGUAUACGGAAUCUGACAUAAAUAUCGCUUAUUUGGCGUGUACUAUACAUUAUAUAAAAUUAUUGUUUUUAUUUGCAUAUACAUAUAUGUACGUACAUAAUAUAAAUAAAAACUAUUUUUAUAAAAAUAUAGAA
Drosophila biarmipes is the source of this 2255-nucleotide messenger RNA. RefSeq lists its product as uncharacterized. The record is from RefSeq and is a predicted model, not a curated record. The coding region runs from base 223 to 1386 and encodes 387 amino acids. Lineage: Eukaryota; Metazoa; Arthropoda; Insecta; Diptera; Drosophilidae. The transcript has 8 exons.